UAAGUCUGGGCAGAUCUAGAACCUUCCUACCUGUGUGUAAAGACGCCAGAAUAAUCGCUACCAAACCGCAACCCACAAACCCAUUUGCAUUUUUUGCCCUCUCAGCCUCUCAUUCUUAUUCUUAUAUAGAAUAAGGAAAAGAAACCCGACCGUUCUCUCUCUAUCAUAUAAAACCCUAAACCCUAGUAACCUCUAUCAAAAAACCCCACUCACAUAUCUCUGUCCUUUACCUCCCGAUCCACGCUAAUCACUCAAUCCAUCCAUGGCUGCUACUGCUGUGUUGCUCCGUUCCUUACGACGCCGCGACGUCGUCUCUGCUCCUCUAUCUGCCUGCCGAUCCUUUGUUAGCACUACUAAAGCAUCAUAUAAACCAUCAUAUUUUGGCCACAAUUGGGCGAGCUUGUCAAGACCUUUUAGUUCAAAACCUGCCGGAGCUGAUGUUAUUGGGAUUGACUUGGGUACCACCAACUCAUGCGUUGCUGUCAUGGAGGGGAAGAAUCCCAAAGUUAUUGAGAAUGCAGAAGGGGCUCGGACCACACCAUCAGUUGUUGCUUUCAAUCAGAAAGGAGAACUACUUGUGGGUACACCAGCAAAACGUCAGGCAGUGACCAAUCCAACUAACACUGUUUUUGCGACCAAGCGUCUCAUUGGUAGACGAUUUGAUGAUCCUCAGACUCAAAAGGAAAUGAAGAUGGUUCCAUACAAGAUAGUCAAGGCUCCAAAUGGUGAUGCGUGGGUUGAAGCCAAUGGACAACAGUAUUCCCCAAGCCAAAUUGGAGCCUUUGUUCUCACCAAAAUGAAAGAAACUGCAGAGGCUUACCUUGGGAAGAGUGUUUCUAAAGCUGUGAUUACUGUUCCGGCUUAUUUCAAUGAUGCCCAAAGACAGGCAACGAAGGAUGCUGGCAAAAUUGCUGGCCUUGAUGUGCAGAGAAUCAUCAACGAACCUACUGCUGCUGCGCUUUCCUAUGGAAUGAACAACAAGGAAGGUCUUAUAGCUGUUUUUGAUCUUGGAGGUGGAACAUUUGAUGUUUCCAUCUUGGAGAUCUCUGGGGGUGUUUUUGAGGUGAAAUCAACCAAUGGUGACACAUUCUUGGGAGGGGAGGACUUUGACAAUGCUCUGUUGGACUUUCUGGUGAGCGAAUUCAAGAGGACUGAGGGAAUUGAUCUAUCAAAAGACAGGCUUGCCUUGCAGAGACUUAGGGAGGCAUCUGAGAAGGCCAAAAUUGAGCUCUCAUCUACUGCCCAAACUGAGAUCAACUUGCCAUUUAUAACUGCUGAUGCAUCAGGUGCUAAACAUCUUAACAUCACACUAACCAGAUCAAAGUUUGAGUCUUUGGUGAAUCACUUAAUUGAGAGAACUAGGACACCAUGCAAGAAUUGUUUGAAGGAUGCCAACAUAUCUAUCAAGGAUGUGGAUGAGGUCCUUCUUGUUGGAGGAAUGACUCGUGUUCCAAAAGUGCAAGAGGUAGUCUCGGAGAUUUUCGGAAAGAGCCCAAGCAAAGGAGUCAAUCCUGAUGAGGCAGUUGCUAUGGGAGCUGCUAUCCAGGGUGGUAUUCUUCGUGGAGAUGUCAAGGAGUUGCUUCUUCUGGAUGUCACUCCAUUGUCACUUGGAAUUGAGACAUUGGGUGGCAUAUUCACCAGGUUGAUCAAUCGUAACACGACAAUCCCAACUAAAAAGAGCCAGGUCUUUUCUACUGCAGCUGACAACCAAACUCAGGUUGGCAUCAAAGUACUCCAAGGUGAACGUGAAAUGGCUUCUGACAACAAGCUUCUAGGAGAGUUUGAGCUUAUAGGCAUUCCUCCAGCUCCUAGAGGCAUGCCUCAGAUUGAAGUUACAUUCGACAUUGAUGCCAAUGGUAUUGUCACCGUUUCUGCCAAGGACAAGGCCACUUCAAAGGAGCAACAGAUUACCAUCCGCUCAUCUGGAGGUCUUUCAGAAGAUGAAAUUGAGAAGAUGGUCAAGGAAGCUGAAAUGCAUGCCCAGAAAGAUAAAGAGAGGAAGACUCUUAUUGAUGUUAGAAACAAUGCAGAUACCACCAUCUACAGCAUUGAGAAGAGCUUGGGUGAGUACCGUGACAAGAUUCCAAGUGAAGUUGCCAAAGAAAUUGAGGAUGCAGUUGCAGAUUUGAGGAAGGCAAUGGAGGGCGAUAACAUUGAAGAAAUCAAGUCAAAGCUUGAUGCUGCAAACAAAGCUGUAUCCAAGAUUGGGCAGCAUAUGGCAGGCGGUUCUGGGGGUAACUCUUCUGGAUCAGGAGGUUCACAGGGUGGUGAACAGACACCAGAAGCCGACUAUGAAGAGGUGAAGAAGUGAGCCAUCUGGAAGUAAUUCAUCGUUGGUCUUGUUUUUCUGUUGGCGGAGUUAGUAUUAAAGAUUAAAACAUGAAAUUUUUAUUUUUCAAGUAGAAACGGUGGUUUUUUUGUAUCUAAAAUGUUGGGAGUUUCAAAUUGUUGGGGAAUGGUUAAUCCAUUCGGGACUAGCACAUGCUUUUUUUAUUAAUUUCUCACAUAUAAUAUUAGAUCAAAUUUUGCUGUU
Ziziphus jujuba (common jujube) is the source of this 2533-nucleotide messenger RNA. Its product is annotated as heat shock 70 kDa protein, mitochondrial. Gene Ontology annotation, cellular component: cytoplasm; mitochondrion. The coding region runs from base 263 to 2311 and encodes 682 amino acids. NCBI's taxonomy places the organism in Eukaryota, Viridiplantae, Streptophyta, Magnoliopsida, Rosales, Rhamnaceae. The transcript has 6 exons. Gene Ontology annotation, molecular function: heat shock protein binding; misfolded protein binding; ATP binding. Gene Ontology annotation, biological process: cellular response to unfolded protein; protein refolding. The record is from RefSeq and is a predicted model, not a curated record.